AUGGCGAAGUAUGCCCUGUCAUCGAAUUUCUCGACAUCGCUAAGGAGACUCAGCGUAACCGUGGUCAUGGCCUCUCAAGUCAACGAAGACACCUCUUGGCUGCAAAGACUUUUUCCUUUUUGGAAGCAUGAAAUCUACAUCACCGAUCCUCCUGGUACAAACAGCUCCUUGAUCUCAGUCAAAGGCUUGGAGAGUAUGGUGUAUCUGACUUACAUAAUCGACAACUACGAAGUUCUUCCGGAUGUUGUAAUUUUCACCCACGGUGGACGCUAUCGCUGGCACCACGACGAUCCUCUCUAUGACAAUGCUCGAGUACUGUCGAGACUCCAGAUACCGUACGUGCAAGAGCAAGGAUAUGUCAACCUGCGCUGCGUAUGGACGGUAGGAUGCCCUGCAGAGAUACACAUAAACCGCAAAGGCGGGGAUAAAGACCUCGCAAACGGCGGUCCACUCCCUGGAGCUGUUUACGCAGCUGCGUUUCACGAGCUAUUUCCUGGACGAGAUCUCCCAUCCCGAGUCGGUACCAGUUGCUGCGCAAAUUUUGCUGCUGCCAAAUCCGCGAUCGUUGCGAGACCCCGUCAAGACUACGAGAGAUAUCGGCGAUGGUUAGUGGAUACUGAUCUAGAUAGUUCUGCCGGCGCCAAGGUACUCGAAUACUCAUGGCACAUUAUAUUCGGAAAGGAGGCCGCUUUUUGCCCCCUUGCAAGGCAGUGCUACUGUAAGGUCUUUGGAAUGUGCAACAUCCCAUUGGAAGGUCCAGGCACAUCUAAAGCGAUGUACAGUCUUCCAAAAUUUGCGACGUUACCAGAUGGAUGGCCCUGGGUGGGUUGGGACAAUCAAUGGCAGAACGCUACCUCCGUUGGUUAUAUUCCUGGUGAGGAACUCAUUGACUCGCUACCGACUGCACUUUGGUAG
Molecule: messenger RNA, 915 nt
Organism: Aureobasidium subglaciale EXF-2481
Lineage: Eukaryota; Fungi; Ascomycota; Dothideomycetes; Dothideales; Saccotheciaceae
Exons: 3
Coding region: 1-915 (304 amino acids)
Source: RefSeq, a predicted model, not a curated record